Molecule: messenger RNA, 3211 nt
Organism: Strongylocentrotus purpuratus (purple sea urchin)
Lineage: Eukaryota; Metazoa; Echinodermata; Echinoidea; Camarodonta; Strongylocentrotidae
Product: monocarboxylate transporter 7-like
Exons: 6
Coding region: 77-1900 (607 amino acids)
Biological process (GO): transmembrane transport
Molecular function (GO): monocarboxylic acid transmembrane transporter activity
Source: RefSeq, a predicted model, not a curated record
UGUUUCCCCGAAGCGAGAGCACCGCGAAAGACUGAGCCUGAACUUGGCUAAGGAGACGAAACCAUCACGUUUAAGGAUGUAUCAUGACGUAGAGCUCAAACGUUUGGCCGCCGAGUUCGAUCGAGAUGACGUUUGGUCUCUUGUUGAGGAGAUGGGUCUUGAUGAGGAGACGAUUCGCAAUCUCCAAGGGAUACCGGGUUCCUCCAGCAUCACUGUUGAAACAUUUAUCCGGACGUGGAUGGAGCAACAUUCCGAAGGAAAAGAUGGUCUGGAGACAUUGGAUAUUCUUGAAGAUAAACUGACGAAGUUUAGAAUAAAGUCAACUGAAGCGGACAAAGAUGCUGAUGUAACCUCCGAUGACGCAAAGGGUGGAGAAAAAAGAGGGAAGAAAGGAUUCAAGCGAUGGGGUAUCUUAGUCUGUCUCUUCUUUGUUCCUUUCAUCGAGGUUGGAUCAAUAAGAACAUUGUCACUCAUCCUGGAUGACCUCACUCGUCAGUUUGGUGUCAGCACAUCAUAUAUAUCUGGUAUAUACGGCGUCGUGUCUGGUAUAUAUACUAUCCUAGCUUUUCUGAACACAUACCUGCUCCGAUGGUUCUCUGUUCGUCAGCUAACGAUGUUCGGUGGAGCUAUAUCAGCAGCAGGGCUCGCAUGUGCUUCCUUUACCCAAACGGUUCCUCAAGUUACUGCCGCUCUCAUAGCCUUCGGUGCUGGUUACAUCUUCAUCACUCUACCAACAUACACCUGUCUCAACAGCUACUUCUCCGAUCGGUUCGAAAUAGCUACUGGUAUCAUGACAUCAGGUGGAAGCACUGGAGUUAUGAUCAUGCCGUGGAUCUUUGAAAUCCUUCUUGACAUGUAUGGCUGGCGAGGUGCUAUCUUAUUACUGGGAGGAGUCAAUGCCCAUUACCUCGUUAUCGGAGCGAUGUUAGAGCCAGUUCGUACCAAACCACUUAGCACCAAGAAAAACUCAAAUGGGUCUACAACCCCAAAGAACGUUGAUUUUGAGGCACAUGAUAACAUCAGUUUCAAGCCUUAUUCAGAUGACGUCAAGGAAAGUAUAAACACGACGAUUCAGAGUGGUCAAGAGCUUGAGAUGGUUUGUCGAAAGGAUGAGGGCGCUGUUCAACGUCGUUCCCCUGCUGCUGAAAAUGAUGCUGCUGCCACCCUCGACGUUGCAACUGUAAUCUCCAAAGAGCCAGAUGAUGAAGUGGAAACAAGGAAUGCGGGCUGUCUUUGGAAGUGGCUCAGGAAAAUCAUCAACAUUUUGGGCCUUCGCAUCUUUGGAGAACGUCCCCUAAUGAUCGUUGUCUGCUUCCAGAUACUCCUCUUCUCUAUACCGUACGCUACUUGGCUUCUAUUUAACAUCCCCAAUGCCCAAGCCAAAGGCCUCACAGACCUCAGAUCCGCCCAGAUCUCACUCGCUGCUGGAUUUGCCAACUUCUUGGGCCGCUUCGCAAGUGGAUUCGUCUUCUCUAAAAAUAUUCUUCCAGUCGAAGUAUGGUACUUGCUUGCGAACAUCGUCACAGCAGCGGCGUUCUUCGUGAACUUCUUCGCCGAACAAUUUUGGUUUCUGACGAUUCUCGCAGUUGUGUUUGGUUUUAUGAUGGGUUUUAACAUCCCGACUAUGUUCGUUCUGAUGAAAAAUACGGCUGGGAAGGAGCGAUACAAAACUGGUUUAGCCUUGGUGCUUCUUUGUUAUGGGAUUGCAUUUCCACUCGCUGGUUUUGUUGCAGGAAAGAUCUAUGACAGAACACAGUCUUACAACGUUGCGUUCAGUAUUAUGGGCGGUUUAGCACUUGCUGCUGGUGUCGCCGUGAUUCUGCCGCUCCUGGGCUCAAGAUUCGGCAAGAUAUUGAAGAGAUGUUCAGGAGAUGUUCAUGUUCAUGUGCCUGAAAUUUGAUGGAUUUCCGCCUGCAGUUUGAAAGUGUCCACCCUUUAUUACGAAGGUGUUAUUUUUGAGCUCUCACCAUUACAUCUGUAAAAAUGCUACUUUUCACGUCUGGAACCAUUAUUUAAGGUAAUGGACUGAUCCUAAUACUAAUUCAACGAUUUGUGCAUCCUCUGACGCCUCUGAUAUAUGUUUUACGGCCUCAUGAAGAAAGCUUACGAAUUGAGAAGUAAAGGCCGUAAGCAACGGACUACCAGUACCAGUGCGUCGAGCCAACGCCCAUCAACGGUAGACCCAUUACACACUCAAACGCCAUGUACGCAGUCCGAUAACACGCCAGCUAUGGAGUCUUCGAUUGCUGACCUCCAAAAAUCUUUCAACGAGUUCUCAAAUCGGGCAUGUUCCAAACUUGAUACCAUUCACGCUGAUAUAUCUACAAUGAAGAAAUAAAUGUCAGAUUUAGAGGCGGUAGCUGAAAAUAACUCCGCCAGAAUGCUACUCAAGAAGGAGAAGUUACCACAAAUGGAAAAAAAAGUUGCAAAACGAAAUCGAUACAGAUCUUAAUACAAAGUUGUAUUACCACUGAUCUCGAAACAGAACCAUGCAAAAUUAAUAAUAAUGUGCUUAGCAUAGCUUUAAACUUACAUUGGAAACCUUUUCCUUGUAUCGUUUCCACUUUGCAAUUUUGUUAUGUAAUUUAGGAAAAGGUUUAGUUUGUCAUGUUGCACAAUUUAAUCGUUGGAGAAAAAUUUCCACUUGAUGAUAAACAUUUUUUUCUUCUUCUUCAAAACAACAUUUAUUUAAUAUUGAUCCGUCCAAAUAUGAGAUCGGCUGUGUCGUUGACUUCUCCAAUUUGUGUAUAAUUACUAAAAUUGUUGACAUUUGCUACAGGAAAGAAUUAUACAGGAUUAUGUAAUGUCGAAAAGAAUAUUUGAUUAGAAAUAGAUAUAAAUCUGUUUGAAUAAUUUGCAUGGACAAUUAUGUAAAAUUGAUCGGACUUAAUACAGGAAGGUUGUGUUGCUUACUUCAAUUUUUUUUUAUAUAACGGGUAACAUUUGCCACAGGAAAGAAUAUCGAUUAUGUAAUGUCAACCUAGUUUGGAAGGUCUCGUGUCUAUUUCUGUCAAAUUUUCAACAACAGUGUUGCAUUGUUUAUAUGCAAAUUCAUUUAUUGAAUAUUUACUAUGAAUUGGUCAGAUUUUAUAAAUUCAUCGUUAUUUUUGUCUUCUCUUAUUCAGAGAAGAAAUCUAACCCUUCUAAAGAAAUGACCAUAAAUUCGAUAAUGUCAAUUGCAUUGAAUAUAAAACGUUGGUUUAUCUGUUAU